AUGCGGGGGAUUCGAACCCUCGACCUGAGCAUAAUGCGGGGGAUUCGAACCCUCGACCUGAGCAUAAUGCGGGGGAUUCGAACCCUCGACCUGUGCAUAAUUCGGGGGAUUCGAACCCUCGACCUGAGCACAAUGCGGGGGAUUCGAACCCUCGACCUGAGCAUAAUGCGGGGGAUUCGAACCCUCGAUCUGAGCAUAAUGCGGGGGAUUCGAACCUCGACCUGGGCGCUACAAGCCCACACUGGGUGUCAGCGGGCGCUACAAGCCCACACUGGGUGUCAGCAGGCGCUACAAGCCCACACUGGGUGUCAGCAGGCGCUACAAGCCCACACUGGGUGUCAGCAGGCGCUACAAGCCCACACUGGAUGUCAGCAGGCGCUACAAGCCCACACUGGGUGUCAGCAGGCGCUACAAGCCCACACUGGGUGUCAGCAGGCGCUACAAGCCCACACUGGGUGUCAGCAGGCGCUACAAGCCCACACUGGAUGUCAGCAGGCGCUACAAGCCCACACUGAAUGUCAGCAGGCGCUACAAGCCCACACUGAAUGUCAGCAGGCGCUACAAGCCCACACUGAAUGUCAGCAGGCGCUACAAGCCCACACUGGGUGUCAGCAGGCGUUACAAGCCCUCACUGGGUGUCAGCAGGCGCUACAAGCCCACACUGGGUGUCAGCGGGCGCUACAAGCCCACACUGGGUGUCAGCAGGCGCUACAAGCCCACACUGGGUGUCAGCAGGCGCUACAAGCCCACACUGGGUGUCAGCAGGCGCUACAAGCCCACACUGGGUGUCAGCAGGCGCUACAAGCCCACACUGGGUGUCAGCAGGCGCUACAAGCCCACACUGGAUGUCAGCAGGCGCUACAAGCCCACACUGAAUGUCAGCAGGCGCUACAAGCCCACACUGAAUGUCAGCAGGCGCUACAAGCCCACACUGGGUGUCAGCAGGCGCUACAAGCCCUCACUGGGUGUCAGCAGGCGCUACAAGCCCACACUGGGUGUCAGCGGGAGCUACAAGCCCACACUGGGUGUCAGCAGGCGCUACAAGCCCACACUGGAUGUCAGCAGGCGCUACAAGCCCACACUGAAUGUCAGCAGGCGCUACAAGCCCACACUGAAUGUCAGCAGGCGCUACAAGCCCACACUGAAUGUCAGCAGGCGCUACAAGCCCACACUGAAUGUCAGCAGGCGCUACAAGCCCACACUGGGUGUCAGCAGGCGCUACAAGCCCACACUGAAUGUCAGCAGGCGCUACAAGCCCACACUGGGUGUCAGCAGGCGCUACAAGCCCACACUGAAUGUCAGCAGGCGCUACAAGCCCACACUGGGUGUCAGCAGGCGUUCCUAGCCCACACUGGAUGUCAGCAGGCGCUACAAGCCCACACUGGGUGUCAGCAGGCGCUACAAGCCCACACUGGGUGUCAGCAGGCGCUACAAGCCCACACUGGGUGUCAGCAGGCGCUACAAGCCCACACUGGGUGUCAGCAGGCGCUACAAGCCCACACUGGGUGUCAGCAGGCGCUACAAGCCCACACUGGGUGUCAGCAGGCGCUACAAGCCCACACUGGGUGUCAGCAGGCGCUAUAA
This is a messenger RNA of Procambarus clarkii (red swamp crayfish), 1584 nucleotides long. NCBI's taxonomy places the organism in Eukaryota, Metazoa, Arthropoda, Malacostraca, Decapoda, Cambaridae. The record is from RefSeq and is a predicted model, not a curated record.